Chironomus riparius is the source of this 2314-nucleotide messenger RNA. NCBI's taxonomy places the organism in Eukaryota, Metazoa, Arthropoda, Insecta, Diptera, Chironomidae. The record is from the annotation of a GenBank genome assembly.
CAACCCCCUUUUUGUGUACAUAAUAAAAUAACAAUUUCUCGAUUUAUUUAAAAUCAAAUUUUAAAUUACAUCUUCAUUUAAUUGAAAUACUUUAUAAGUCAACAGAACUUAAGUAUCAAAAAAAUUGUUCAAUUCAUCAAAAUCAUGCCGAGGAAAGCAAUAAAUUCCGACAAGAUUUGUCAAUCAAAAUAAAUUUUACUUUAAAAAAUACCAAAAAAAAAAACAAUAAAUUAAAUGUCAAAAGUUGUUCAAUUUUAAAUUCAAUUUUAAAAAAAUGUCAAAACGCGAAUUCAAAACGGACUCACAAGAUUUCAAGAGAAAAGUACAAAAGCUCACAGCUGAUUCAGGCAAAACAAUUGAGCAUCAACAAGUCAUUCCAGAUGAGCUCAUUUCCUACAUUUUUACAUUCUACAAAGACAUCGAGGACAUCAAAAAAUGCUUUAUGCUUUCAAAAAGGAUGACUGCUUGGAUCAACAUUGAACCUUUAAUCGCCAAUAAUAUCAAAUUUUCAUUAAAUGAUGUCCGAAAAAAUGAUUUCUUAAAGUUCAUCAGCCAUAAUGGAUAUUUUGUGAGAAAUCUUGAAGUUAAUGGAUAUUGGAGAAUUGGAAGUUCAAUAAAUUUUAGUCAACUGCCAAGAUUGAGGGAGCUUUCGAUUCAAAGUAUGGAUUUUGGGGGUCGGCAGAGUGAACUUGAUGGAUGUAAUGGAUUAAACAUGUUGAACUUAAGGAGCUUGAAGACUUACAACAUGACAGACUUAGAAGAUUUGAUCAAAAAGUUAAGCAAUACAAGAAGUUUGACUAGACUUGAUGCUAAGUUCGACAACAAUGCUAAUCAUGAAUUAUGGACCGACUUUAUAUUCCAACAGAACAAUUUGAAGGAAUUAAGCCUGAAAAUCACCAAAGAUGAAUUCAACUUUCCGUACAAAGAUGUCAAAAACCUGAUAAAAUUCAAAUUACAAACUUUAAAGUUGUCACUUCCAAAAAUCGAUCAAGGUUUGUUACUUACCUUUCUGAAUACACUAGGAUCAAGCCUUCAAGCACUUGAUCUUCAAAUCACAGAUCAAACUCACUUUCCAUCAAGAAACAUCAACUUUGAAGUAAAAUUCAAUCCUAAAAAGCUUAAACUUUGCAUUCACAACGCACACGAGUUGAAUUUCCAGUCAUUCAUCGAAUCUCAAGCUGAAAAGUUGGAGGAACUAGACUUGGAGAUUGAAUCUGACCCGCCGAAUUUUCUAGAACGUCCUAUAACGUCAAUAGAUUCUUUAAGAAUGACAACAUUAAAGUUGUGCCUUAAAACUGUUAAACAUCAAAAUCUUUUGGACUUUUUGUCAAAAAUGAAUAAUUUGAAGGAACUCGAGCUGUCCAUUGAUGACAUGGACAUGGAUGAAUUUCCAUGCAGAGACAUCAGCAAUGAGAUGAAGUUUAAGCUUCAAAAGUUUAAAUAUUCAUUGCCAGACAUCAAUCAAGUUAGAUUUGUGGAUUUUUUAAAAGCACAUGCUGAAUCUUUAGAGGAACUAGAUGUUAAAUCAAUUGAUGAAAUAAACCUUUUGGAUCAAAUCUUCAAAUAUCUCAAAAAUCUCAAAAAAUUGACAAUUGAUGCUGAUGCAAGUGAGAAGCUUUUUGACGAAAAAUUUCCUAAAUUUGAGCUGGAAAAACUUAAAUAUUUUGAGGAUAAAAACCAAAAUGGAACUUCAAUGUCCAAAUUAUUUAGAUUUUUUCCAAACAUUGAGAUUCUUAAAUGCUGUGACACGUUGGAUGCACAAGGAGAUUAUCCAAAAGUUUCAACUUUUGAUACCAGCGUGGUCUACUGGCCGAGAAUUUUCAAAUUUAAGCUCCCAAAUUUGAAAAAUUUAUUCAUCAGAAAGAUCGAUAAAAUAAACGAUGAAUUUUAUUGGACGAGAUUUCCCAGAAACUUUCAAAAUGUUGAGAACAUCACUGUCCAUAAUGUAGGAUAUGAAGAUGAGGACGUCCUUCGAAUCGUAAAAAGAUUAAAGAAUUUUAAAAAAUUAAAAACAUUCAAAAUUAGACACGGAGUGGCCAUAAAUCAUGAGUAUGACAUGGAUGAAAAUGAAAGAGUUGAAGUUGGUGCAAAAUUCUCUAAAAUUCUGGUGGAUACGACAAAAAGGAUCAUCAGAGUAUCCACAUAUAUCGUAAUAAACCGAUUUGACAUUAUGAAGGUUUUGCAGGCAACUUUCGAGAAUUUUGAGUUUUUGGAAUUUUGCUUUGAGGAGAUUAAAAUGAGGAAGAUUUGUGCAGAAGAGUUGAUGAAGAUGAGACUUGAAGCUCCAUCUGCACCUGUAUAGAUGUAUUUUUUU